AUGGAUGCCGAACUAAAUCUUAUUGACAAAGUAGAACUUCGGAUCACGUUAGCCUCCAGUAAUGAGAGCUUCGAAAAAAACUUGGCGGUUUUCCUCCCGCCAUUGAUCCUCAAACUUUCCUCAAAGUUUCGGGAGGUCAGAACCAAGAUUCUUAAAUUUUUGGGUCACUUGAUGAUCAGAAUCAAUAGCUCGGAAGAUAUACUGUUGCCAAUCGAGAAGCUAUUGGACCAAGCUAAAUCCCCCGUGGGGCUUCCUGAGUCCGGAGUUGUUGAUUCCGCCACAAUUGAUAAUUUCAAUCAGGUCAAGUUAUAUUCUUACUUGUUUGUCUGCAAAGGUUUAGAACGGGAAUCAGAUGAAUCAAAGUUCCUAAGUUAUAUUCCAUUGACUAUAGAAUGUCUUGAGAAACAGCUUGGUAUUUCAAAACUUCGUCUGUCGUCAAGUAAUGGCAUGGUUACUUCUAGAUGUUUCAAUGUGCUUUUGAAGUUAUUUGGUAGAAUCGGAGAAAAGACUUGGAAGAAUCUCCAAACAUCCAAAAUCAAAAUCAGCGAUUCAUUAGUUUAUAACAAUAGCGGUGGAUUCACCAAGGAUUUCUUGAAAUUGAACUCAAACUUGGAGUCAUGUACUUUCAUACUAGAUCAAUUUUCCAAAUUAUUCUUAUUGUUACCAACACCAAAUACCUCAGCCAACAACGAUGGCCCAUUACAGUUUUAUUUCUGCCCUGGGUUGACCAAUGAUGAGGUUAAAUUCUUGACAUACGAUGCCGGUAGUACAUUUAAUUAUCAAUCACUUUUGGACCUAAGAAUCAAAAUACUAUUAUUCUUGCAAUUGAUAGAUUUUGAAGUCUUCAAUGAAACGCAAUCUUUUGAGAAAAUUGAGUCUUUACGAUUUUUGUUGCUUAGUUUCGCUGGCUGUGAUAAUAGCUCUAAUAUAAAUAGCCUUGCUUCAAGCUUAUUGAGAAGAAUCCCUCAUAUCACUAGUGAAAGCAGUUUAUUAAACAAUGAUUUUCUUAUCAACAAGUGCACAGAGUAUUACGGUGGUGAUGAUUCCAGAAAGCCAGUUCCCGUCUUGAUUCAAGAAUGCAUUCUUUCGUCUGUUUUUUGCAAAAGCAAAGAAUCAUUGAAUCUUCCUGAUAAUGUGCUAGUUGAAAUUGUCACUAAAGGGUUCCAAGCAUCUUCCAGUAAUACUACCCAAGGCAACUACCAUUUGAAGCUCAAAAAAUCAUCUUUGGUGUUUAGCAAAUAUAUUGCAAACUCGUCUACUUCAACCAAGCAUCAAUUCAUAUUAACUAUCACAGCUACUAUAAUGAACGGUAUUUUAGAAGACGGAUGGCCUCGUAUGCAAGUCUCUGCCGCCAAUACCCCAGCUGUGAGAUUGUCAUUGAUCACUCAAAUCAGAAGAUUACAGUAUGAGACGCUUUCGGAUUUAAUUUCUAGUGAUCCUAGUUUAUUAAUUCACUCUGAAUCCGAUGAAGAUUUGAAAUAUUUGAAAUUCUUUUUCAAUUCCUUGAAAGGUGAGGAACCUGACAAUAUAUCUAUUGUCCAAGAUUCAUUGGGAAAAUUAAUCAACAAAUUUGCCGCAAAGUUCAAUGAGCUUAAUGGAAUCACCAAGAGUGAACUAGGUGCCAGAUUGAAAGCCUUUUUUAAAGAUUUGUUGGCAAGAGAUAUGGACUCCACUAUUUUGGACGGUGAUGAUGAUAUUAUCAUGGCCAAUACGGAACAUAGCAGAAGCAUUUCUUCUUCAACCUCUGCUUUUAGGUAUUUGUCUCUAAAGUUCAUAAAUGCUUUGUUUGAUUAUGAUGAUGUUGAGGCUAGAUUUUUGAAUCUCUAUGGUACCUAUGCUCACAAUAGAUACGAUGUUAUUGAAGUAGCCCAGAAGGGCUUGAAUCCUUAUUGGUUCAAUAUAAAUAAAUCAUCUCUAAAUAUUUAUAGCUCGGAAACUGAUGGAGAAAAAACAACAAGAGAAUUAUUGGGUAUGAACACAAUUGAAAAUUUGAAUUUCCCAACUUUCAAAAAAUUGAUCAAACAAUUGAAAACUGAACUUUUAUUUUUGCAAAAACAUCCAAAUACCAGUUUGUUAAUCGAUAUUCUUUACCCAGCAUUUGAGUAUCUUUUGAAAAUUUUAGUGACUGAGUCAGUUCAUAAUUCUGGGAAAUCCGGUACAGUUCUCACUAUUGAUGAAGAUUGGGACUUCAGAACCAUGAAAGCCUUAGAAUUAGAUGAUAAGGUAAGAUAUUUACUUGUUACUUAUUUAGGUGGUGACGCUUCGAGCGACUCGAUUAUUUUCUAUUUGCAGAUGGUCGCAGAUUGUUAUUUUAGCAGAAAUAAUUUGAUUGAUAACACCAAAUUUUCAAGAAUUGGAGAAUUUGUGAUUAAUGAUGGUAGCUCACCUAUUAAUAUUCAAUCUUUCAAUCAAGUCUACACUAAUAUUGCACGAUAUGGUAAUAUUUUUAAUAAUUUGAUCUCAUUAUGCAGUGCCAACAUCCUAUCACAAAUCUCCUACAUGCAAGGGGAAGAUCCUCUUAGUGCUAAUUUGAUGAUGAAUUUGAUCAGUAUCAAUAUCAAGGAUUUGAAGAAAGAGAAGUACAACAAGACUUUUUUCGCGAGAUUAAUUCAAGAACAGAGCUUGGGUACGCUUGCAAAGACCAUUGGUAUUUUGAUUUCCUCCACAUCAAGCGUUUUUAAAUCAGACGUUUCCAAUUUGUUACAGCCGUUAACGGAGGAUGUGGUAAAUGAUAAUAAUUUCAACGACUUUGUUAUCUCUCGUCUUGUCAUUGCUGCGAGUAUUUUGGGAAGAUCCACUUUCACCAAUAACACCUCUUUGGACAAUAUUGUGGGAGUUGAGGAGGCUGUGAAGUUCUUACAUGUGUUUUAUCAUAAGUUGAAACAAAACUAUGACAACAAGAACUGGAGACAUUUUGAAGCGUCAUUAGACGCCCUCAAUGAUUUAUGCAGAUACGGAGCAAUUAAUAUCAAUAACGCUGAAAUUAGGGACACUAUUAAUAACAUUCAAUCAUUGGUUGAAUUGAAGGUCAAGAAGUGCGAUGAGAAAUCUGUGCUUUCUUGGGCCUACUUGUCAUUGGUGUCUCAAGAAUUUAAUGAAAGUGCUGACAAAUAUAUUCAAAUACUUUAUGACACCCAUAUCUCCAAACAAGUUGAAUAUUUAUUUGCCAGUGGUGAGGCCUUGACAAUUCUAGCUUGUGGAUGGGACUCGAAAGUUUUGAUUAAAUCCUUUGAUAUUCAAGGAUAUUCAUUGCCAAGAGGUAGAUUUAUGAACGAGUCCUCAGAAUCAUCAAAGCUUGAUACCGUUUUAAAAACUGUUUUGAAAGGUUGCGCCAACACCAAGCCUUCUUUACGUAAAGCUUGCUGUAUUUGGUUAUUGUCAUUAGUCCAAUAUUGUGGACAUUUGCCAGUUAUCAAGGCCAAUGCAAAAGAAAUUCAUGUUGCUUUUAUGAGAUACUUGGCGAGUAGUGAUGAUAUCGUCCAAGAGGCUGCUUCGACUGGUUUAGGCUUGAUUUAUGAAAUGGGUGAUUUCGAUUUGAAGGAAUCUUUGGUCAAAGGUUUAAUGAAGUCAUUUACUGGAUCUGCAAGCUCUGUUAAAUUGACUGCAGGUACCAUUAGUGAAGACACUGAGUUGUUCGAACCGGGUAUAUUGAAUACUCCUGAUGGAUCGAUUUCUACUUAUAAAGAUAUUUUGAAUUUGGCCACUGAUAUGGGCGAUCCAAGCUUAGUAUAUAAAUUUAUGUCAUUAACUAAAAGCUCGGCACUUUGGGCUUCAAGAAAAGGUGUUGCAUUUGGAUUGAGUAAUAUUAUGUCGAAAUCUAAUUUGGAAAACAUGUUGCAAUCGAACGAUGAAUUGGCUAAACGAUUGGUUGUGAAGCUAUACAGAUACAGAUUUGAUCCUAAUGAGAACGUUUCUCGUUCCAUGAAUGAUAUAUGGAACAUUUUGGUCCCUAACAGCUCAAAGAUUAUUGAAUUGAACUCCGAUGCUAUCUUGAAAGAAUUAUUGGCUUCCAUUGGUAACAGAGAAUGGAGAACUAGACAAGCCACCACAACCGCCAUGAUUGAUCUAUUACAGAUUAUUCCGGUGGAGAAGUACCAAAAUAAUUUGGAGGAUAUCUGGACUAUGGCAUUUAGAUCCAUUGAUGAUAUUAAGGAAUCAGUCAGAGAAUCAGGGACAAAGCUUACCAAAUACUUAUCCAACAGUUUGAUCAAAUCAAUUGAAAAUAGCCAUACUUCAUCCAAAAAUUACGAGAAAAUAUUGGGUAAGCUAAUUCCAUUCUUGAUUGGUACAAAAGGGGUUCUUAGCUCGGUCGAUGAGGUCAGAAGUUUCUCGAUGAAAAUUAUUAUCAAAUUAUGUAUGAAAGCGGGAGACUCCCUAAAACCAUUUAUUCCUGGUUUAGUCGAAGAACUUUUGGUGUUGAUGUCUACUUUGGAACCUCAAAUUGUGAACUAUUUGGCAUUGAAUGCUGACAAAUACAAUCUCAAAUCUUCUGACAUUGAUGCCAAAAGAUUGAAUAGUGUUGGUCAUUCUCCAGUCAUGGAAGCUAUUGAAAGAAUGAUGGAUUUGUUAAUUGAUGAUGAUUUAAUCAAAGAAUUCAUCAAUAAAUUGAACUCUGCCAUCAAAAGAUCAGUAGGAUUACCUUCCAAGGUUGCUGGAAGUAAAGUUAUUGUUACCUUGGUGGUGAAACAUUUACCAAUUCUUAAAGAGUCUCACGCCUCAGUGUUGAUGAAAACCUGUACUAACCAAUUGAGUGAUCGAAAUGAAACCGUGGCUUUUGCAUACGCCUACGCUGCUGGUCAUUUGUGCAGAGUGGCGAAAAUCAAAACUAUUUUGAAUUAUGGGAACUUCUUAAAGGACCUCUAUUUUGAUUAUAAAGAUGAUAAGGACCGGAAAAUUGCUGCUUUUGGGUGUGAGGCCAUCGCAAAAUACUCUACCGACAAUUUCAACAAAGUUUCCAGUUUUUUCUUACCGCUCGCGUUCGUUUGUCAACAUGAUGAUGUUAAAGAAAUUUCCGAGAUUUUCAAAACCGUGUGGACCGAAAACACCGGAGGAAAAUCAGCCGUCAAAUUGUAUAUUGAUGAAAUUGCCGAAAUUGUGUCUACUCACUUACAAUCCCAGCAGUAUUUAAUCAGACAAGUUUGUGCUAAAGCCAUUGCUCAGGCUUGUAUUUUAAUGAGUGGUUCUGCAAUUGAUGGGAAGAUUAUUGGGUUGAACGAUGCAAUGGUGGAUAAAUUGUUCACGAUCUUAAUCGAGGCUUGUAAAGGCAGAGGUUGGAAAGGUAAAGAGAUCAUUUUAGAUGCAUUAGUUACGUUCACCGAAAACUUCAAAAGUGGCGCGAGAUCGUCCUUCCCAUGGUACGAAAAGAUUGAAAAAAUCUUGUUACAGGAAGCCAAGAGGCGCGGGAAAAAUCAAAUCCAGUCCUUGAAAUCUUUGGGCAAAUUGGUUUCAAUCUUUCCUAGUACAGAACUCUACAAUCAAGAAAUUGAAUUGAUCAGGCCAUAUUUCUAUGAUUCCUAUUACGAAAAUUCAGACAGUAGUGAUGAUGAUGAUGAAGAAGAAGAAGAAGAAGAAGAAGAAUCUUCUAAUAAGAAGAUCAAGACUGAGAAACAAUACUCCAAGUCUUCUGCAAUCAAUUUACAAAGAGAGGCAGUUCUUAUUCUGUUGAUCAGCACCUUAUGCAAUAGUUUCAGCAUCAUUGAUUCGACAAAUGGUACUAUUCCAUUGAAUUUGAUCAAAGCAUAUUUUACGGAGAUCGCUCCCCAAGUUUUCAAUUUGGCGCACGUUACCCCAACAUGGAGGACCAAAAUUGCCAUUUGUGAGAACACUGGUAUUCUCAUUGACAAAAUCGUCAGUCACAAUGAUGAGGGCUCACUAACGGGAAAAAUUUAUUUACCAAAAGAAGAUUUGCGGGGAUUUUAUCAAGUGAUAAAGGCCCAAGGAUUGGGAGAUGGGGAUAUUGAAAAUGUUAGAAUUCUGGCAGUAAGAAUUACUGGUAAGAUGUUACAGGUCAGUGGUAAUGAUGGAUUCAAGAAGCAGGUAGUGAGUGAUUUGCAGAGUUUACACGAUAGUGAUUCAUCAAGUAUAAUCAAGGUAGAAGUAUUGAAUGUCUUAAAUUUAUAA
Molecule: messenger RNA, 6120 nt
Organism: Saccharomycopsis crataegensis
Lineage: Eukaryota; Fungi; Ascomycota; Saccharomycetes; Ascoideales; Saccharomycopsidaceae
Gene: ECM29
Product: Ecm29p
Exons: 1
Coding region: 1-6120 (2039 amino acids)
Biological process (GO): proteasome assembly
Cellular component (GO): nucleus; cytoplasm
Molecular function (GO): molecular adaptor activity
Source: RefSeq, a predicted model, not a curated record